UAGUCCAAAUAUUCGACGCGCAUGAGAGAGAGAGAGAGAGAGAGAGAGAGAGCACACGACCUUUCAAUCAACUACAGUUCAAUCCUAGCGGACACACGACAUUUUCUCUGUCUCCGGACACCAUAAAAACCUCUCCACUUUCUCUCUCUCUACAUUUUCAAAAAGCAGUAAAGCCGUCGUUUCCAAAUCCACCACCAAACGACUAUCUCUCUAAACAAUCCUCGAUCAGGUAGGGUUUUGAUUGGAGGUUGAAGUGGCGGGGAUGGCGAAUCGAGUGAAGGAGGAUGAGAAAAACGAGAGAAUUAUACGGAAUCUUCUCAAACUUGCCGACAAUCGCAGAUGUAUUAACUGUAACAGCUUGGGACCACAAUAUGUAUGCACAAAUUUCUGGACAUUCGUGUGCACAACCUGUAGUGGAGUACAUCGGGAGUUCACACACAGAGUAAAAUCAGUGUCAAUGGCUAAAUUUACUACGCAGGAAGUUAGUGCUCUUCAAGGAGGGGGAAAUGCGCAUGCAAAGGAAAUUUAUUUAAAAGAAUGGGACUCACAACGUCAUUCUGUCCCUGAUACGAGUAAUGCUGAGAGGCUUCGGGACUUCAUUAAGCAUGUUUAUGUGGAUAGAAGAUAUACUGGAGAGAGGAGCUUUGACAAACCUCCAAGGGUGAAGAUGGGUGAAGCCGAGGACUCCUACGAAGGCAGGAGGAUAGAUACAUAUCAAGGUGGAAGAAGCCCACCAUAUGAGGACACAUAUGAACGUCGUUACAGCGAUAGACCUAGUCCAGGUGGAAGAAGUGAUGAUAGAAAUUACAGAAAUAGUUACGGUGAAAGAAGUCCAGGAUACGAUCAAGAAAGUCGACGGUAUGGUGAUUUCAAGAGAAGUCCUGCCCGUGCUGAGGUAAUCAAUGACUGGCGACGGGAAGAGAGAUUUGGAAAUGGAAGGAGAUCUGAAGAUGGUAGAAUUUCUGAUGGAAGUUCUAAGAUGGAAGGGAGGUCUCCUGACCACCAAAAGGAUCUGAAUAUCUCCAGUCCUCCUAUGGUCCGCCCUGUUAGAGAUAUUCUGGGAGAGAAUGUAUCUCCCCUUCGGGUUAUUGAACCUCCAAAAGCUAAUGGUGGCGGGGUUACUGAUGGAUCUCGCACACAGAGAACUGCGUCUUCCAGUAGCUUGGCAUCCUCUAAUGGGAACCCAGCAGAACUUAAAAGGGAGAAUUCAGGAAUUUUGAUCGAUUUUGAUGCUGUUCCUGAACCUCCUACUUCUGCAAUCCCACAAACACAACAAACAGCAAUGGGUCAGUCGGUUGUGCAGCCAGCAACUUCAUCCAACAGUGACAACUGGGCAUGUUUCGAUUCGGCCCCUGAGGUGAAAAUAUCUCAAGCUCCUGCAAAUGCAAAUUCGCUGGAAUCUGUACUUUCACAGAUGACAGUUCCAGCAUCUGUACCAGUUCAAACCGCAGGAUUUCCUGGUGCCAACAUGUCAGCGCUACCAUCUGCUCAUAAUUCACUAGGUGCACCUGCAGGACAUAUGUCUAUUUCACUCUUUGGUGAUAAUGCUCCAGCAGCUGUGCUGGUAGACAACUUGACAAAUUUUCCCCCUGUUAAUACUCCAGUGGCAGCACCUGUUGGGCACGUAUCCAUGUUCCCCCUUGGGGUUGGUGCUCCAGUAGCUGCAACAGCAAACAAGUCGACAACAUUUUCAUCGGGAUUGCCAUCAAACGGUGCAAAUUCUUUUGUCAAAGUUGCUGAUGGAGGGCAGUGGCCCAACAUGCUUCCUCAUCAACCUUCUUUAUUUCCUGCUACUGGUAGUCAGCCUACUGCUCAGCCGUUCACUCCACCAGUUAGUGGAUCUUCAAACAAUCAGCCAUGGAAUUUGUCUAUUGCCUCAAAUCCGCAAGGUCCUUCGAGUAUACCAUCUGCACAAACAUCUCCGGCUUUGUCAAAACCUGCCCCAGAUGUCACUUCACAAUCCUCUUCCAUGGAAGUUAAACCAAGUGGGAGAACAGAACUUCCACAGAAUCUAUUCGCUGCAACUUAUCCAUCUUCUGUACCAGUUCCGGGCUGGCAAACUGGUCCACCCCAGGGAUAUGGAUUCAAUAUGCAAUAUAACAAUACUGCAAUGCCCAUGUCAACUUUUCCGCAUUCAUCAAAAUCAACUAAUCCAUUUGAUCUCAACAAUGAAUUAUCUCCAGUUCAAGCUCCAAUGUUUCCUUCCAUGGCAUCCUUGCAUGGUGCUCUACCAAAUGUGGCAGCUCCAGCAGGCUUAUUGAGCACUUCCAGCCUCGGUACCCCUUUGACAUCAUGGAUGCCGUCUCAGUCAUCUUAUCCAUCAGCAAUGCCUGCCCAGGCACCAUCUUUUACAUACGCAGUUCCUCCAAGUGCAUACAUGGGGCAACAGAUGCCUAGUAACUUGCCACCCAGGCAGCAAGGAGUGAUGGGGCUUAGUAAUGAGGGAGCUACUUUCGGAUCUUCAAUUCUGAACCAGCAGCAUCAGCAACUGGGUGGAAUAUAUUCAGCACCUGCUCCCCAAAACACUUUCUCCACCGUUGGAGGCAACCCAUUUGGUUAAAUUGAGACAACAAUGGCCUUCUGACCCCAUUCUACGGCCUCCUUCUCAAGUCACUGGGUGGAAAUUUCAAGUUUUGUUCAUGUUGUAUAUUAAGUCGAAUGAUCCAGCCAACGGUGAAGAUUUAUUGCGUGGGGUCUUGGGUUAAGGUUCGAAUUCUAUGCAUGGGCCAUGUAACAUUAUUGCAAUUGCUGGAAGAAAAGAAGAUUGAGAGAGAUGCAGAUAAAGAAAUAGCGGUAUAUGAUUAUGAUUUGUGUAGGGGAUUGAGCAGCUCAUGGAGUUUGUGUGCAGGUAUGUUUUGUCAAUUAUUUGAUUAAGUGUUUCAUUGGGUGAUGAUGUUUGUGUUUGUGACUGCUGCUCCCCAAAAAUUUUUAUCAAAAUUUUAAGCUAUUUUUUAUUCACUUUUUUGUAUGAUUAUAAAAUUUUCUUCACAAUUGAGUGAGGUCAUAUUUUGUCAGUAAUUUUAUAAAAUUGAAUGUUUGUAAAGCA
This is a messenger RNA of Camellia sinensis, 3046 nucleotides long. RefSeq names its product NSP (nuclear shuttle protein)-interacting GTPase (gene NIG). Gene Ontology annotation, molecular function: GTPase activator activity. NCBI's taxonomy places the organism in Eukaryota, Viridiplantae, Streptophyta, Magnoliopsida, Ericales, Theaceae. The record is from RefSeq and is a predicted model, not a curated record.